Messenger RNA from Fopius arisanus, 644 nucleotides. Its product is annotated as histone H4. The coding region runs from base 49 to 360 and encodes 103 amino acids. Gene Ontology annotation, molecular function: structural constituent of chromatin; DNA binding; protein heterodimerization activity. Gene Ontology annotation, cellular component: nucleosome. Gene Ontology annotation, biological process: nucleosome assembly. The record is from RefSeq and is a predicted model, not a curated record. NCBI's taxonomy places the organism in Eukaryota, Metazoa, Arthropoda, Insecta, Hymenoptera, Braconidae. The transcript has a single exon.
UGCGUGAGUACUUUGUUUACUUGACGUGUCCUUCAAUCAAAAGACAAGAUGACUGGUCGUGGAAAGGGAGGAAAGGGAUUGGGAAAAGGAGGAGCCAAGCGCCAUCGUAAAGUUCUUCGUGAUAACAUCCAGGGAAUUACCAAACCAGCCAUCCGUCGUCUCGCUCGUCGAGGUGGUGUCAAACGUAUUUCUGGUUUGAUCUACGAAGAAACUCGUGGUGUCCUCAAGGUAUUCCUUGAGAACGUCAUCCGUGAUGCAGUCACCUACACUGAACACGCCAAAAGGAAGACCGUCACAGCGAUGGAUGUUGUCUAUGCCCUGAAACGUCAAGGUCGCACUCUCUACGGAUUCGGAGGUUAAAACCUGUCGACGCUACAAACCAAUCGGCCCUUCUCAGGGCCACCAAUUAUUUUUCACGUUGGUCUGCAUCAAUUACAACUGCUAAUCAUUGAUUAAAUUUUAUAUUCCUUAUAUUUAUUAUCGAAAAUUUAACAAACAAAUUUAUAAUUUCGUUAAGGUUCACGAAAAAAUGACCAUUAGGAGUAUAUUCUACAUUCUGUCGUCCAUAUACAUCUUUCAUCAUUUUUUACAAUCAUAUUAACUAACAUUUUCAACGAAAAAAUAUAUCUCGAUAAUUAAUUAUA